GUAUAAAUAGUGGUCUAAUUUGUAUCUGACAUUCAUUUAUUGUGUAUAAUAACUGUAAUAAUAUUCUGUUGUUAAAAAUGAAGUCAACAGUAAUUUUGCUCCUAAUUCUCACUUUUGGAUCAAAACAGAUAUAUUCUGAUAAUCCAAAAGUGGCGGCAAUGAAAAUGUUUAAGGCGCUAACAAAUCCUGAUGUUUACGACAAAGACAUAUCACCUCAAUUGGGAGAAAAUGCACCUGUAACAGUUAACGUGACCAUGUACGUGAUAGAGUACGAACACAAUCCAUUGGCCAGACGUUGGAAUGACCGGCGAUUGUCUUCGUUGAGCGCCGAUGUUAUCGGAAGUCAAUCACUGGCCGAUCGGCUUUGGAUUCCCGACACCUUCUUUAGCAACGCUAUUGACGUGAAGGUCAUGUCUUACCCGACGGACAACGUCUUCGUUGCCAUAUAUCCGGACGGAGGCGUCCAUCACAGCCAAAGAAUACAACUAACACUUCGGUGCAAAGGACCGCCCCCUCAGACCCACAAAAACACCAAAACUACAGACAUUUGUCUCAUUGAUAUUGAGUCGUACGGUCAUAAUAUGACUGACAUUGAGUACGAUUGGGGUAAUCGGCCGAACUCUGUUGACCUUGGUCAUAAAUUUCUUCUGGCUGGCAUUAAAAGCAAGACCGAUCGGAUACAAUUAAGCACAGGAAAAUAUUCAAAACUUAUGGCAGAGUUUGAGUUCGUGUGCAGAGACUGUUCGCCCAAGCAAUCACUCGAUGCAAUGUUGCAUGAGUCAAUGCAUUUCGAUGAUCCAACAUCGAUUGCAAUGAAUAACUUUAAAUAUAUAACAAACCCUAAGCUGUACGAUAAGGAUCUUAGGCCUAAUUUAAAGGACAAUAAUACCGUGAAAAUUGGAUUGACCAAGGAAUUGUUUGUAAACUUUUACUUCCGCCAAACGUGGACUGACCCGCGUCUACAAUACAACGACCAAAUGACGAACGGGGUGAAAGUGGUGGGCGGAUUGGCCAUCAUCAAACGCAUUUGGACACCCGACACAUUCUUCCCAAACUCUCAUUUAGUCGAGUUAUUCCGCUUUCCGGCGCCAAACAUAUUC
Molecule: messenger RNA, 1100 nt
Organism: Medioppia subpectinata
Lineage: Eukaryota; Metazoa; Arthropoda; Arachnida; Sarcoptiformes; Oppiidae
Source: the annotation of a GenBank genome assembly